Molecule: messenger RNA, 2596 nt
Organism: Cucurbita maxima (winter squash)
Lineage: Eukaryota; Viridiplantae; Streptophyta; Magnoliopsida; Cucurbitales; Cucurbitaceae
Exons: 3
Coding region: 120-2516 (798 amino acids)
Source: RefSeq, a predicted model, not a curated record
AUUAAUAAAUUUCACAAAUGAGUUUGCUUUGGAAUUACGAACUCAAAUCUGAAUUCCUCACUAUCUUUCUGCUAGCUAUCUGAGAUUCUCCGUUCAACACAAUCGGGAAACCUGCCGCCAUGGAUUCACAGAACGACGUCAACGUUGGUUGCAGUCCUUCAUGGAGCUCCGUCACGAAUUGGGCGGUCGCUGGUGGCUGUUUGGACAGUACAGUUGCUUAUGAAUCCUUCUAUUAUCCGAUUAACGAGGAGGAGACGCUCGAUUCCGGCCCGAAGUUGUCUCUUGUUCUGCGCCGUCCUUCACUCGAGUCUGGUCCUUGCGAGAUCACUCUUCAUUUUGCGGAAAAGCACGAGGUCCAGCAGGUUUAUGUUAGAAGCACCGCUCGAGUCUAUGAAAUAUAUUACGCUACCAAUUCUGAGAAUGAAAAUGAAUAUUUAUGUACUGUUCGUUGUGGUGCUGCAUUGAGAGAUGAAGAAGUGCUACACACUACUGAUAUUGAAGGAGUAUCUGCUCUUAAAAAUGGGUCUAAUGGAGAUGUGGCUGAAUCGAAUUCACAACGUGGCAGUAAUUCGAACACAAAUGAAGAUGAUUGGGUUGAUGUUAAAGCGCUUGAUGGCCUGGCCGUUAAUCAUAAAAACAAUUCUUCUACAUCCAAGUUUGGUGCGGACUUGGACUUUUAUGAGGCUACAGCAGAAAUAACGGAUGCACAACCUUGCACGUCUCUUACAAUCCGUCUUCUUUCACUUCAGAAUAAAAGUACUGUAUAUGUUGAUGAAGUCUAUGUGUUUGCCAAUCCCGUUGAUUCAGAAGAAAAGGGUCCAGUGGAGAACUCAGGUCAAAAUUCUCAUAGUUCUUUGAUGUCCAUGCUUGUCCCAACCCUUCUGCAGUUAUCUAAAACUACUGGCAGUAGUAAGAACAGCGACGGGCGCACUUCUAAUGCAGAGGGAAUACUUGCAUUGCCCAAGGUUGAGCCAAAAGCUUCCCAUCCAAUCAAUAGUGUAGCUGAACUUCAGAAGGAAGGAAAAUCUUGUGCAACUGUCGAUGAUGAAGUGAUAUUGCAAGAAGAAAAUGAGUCCGACAGACCUGUACGUAAGCCCGAGGUGCCUCUACAAGUUCCUGUUAAAGAGAGGGUGCGUGAUGAACCGCUUAGUUGUAUUGAAAGCAUUUUGGGGCAGCUUGUUUGUCGAAUGGACCGAAUAGAGAAUUGCUUUUUGAGGUUUGAAGAAAAUAUGCUAAGGCCCAUCAACAGCAUUGAAGGCAGGCUGAAGCAGAUUGAGCAGCAACUUGAAGUUUUAACUAAGGAGUCGCAUGGUUCAGAAUGGCUAUCUUGCUACAGAAUGUCUGCUCCGAGCUUUUCUGCUAACGAAUCGGUUUCUAACUCGUUCUAUAACAGUGGGAACGAUCAUCCCAGUUGUGGACCAAUUGAACCGGAUCAAAGGGAACUUGAAUCAGGUGCAUCACCUGUUGCACUUAAUAUGCCCAAUUCAGAGUGUUCUUCACUGUUGUGUCCUAGUCUUGUGGUAACUGCUCCUGAGUUUUCAAACGGUGAGGAUGAUGAUCAGGAGCGUGUUAUGGUAACUGCUUCCGAGUUUUCAAAUGGAAAUGAUGAUGGCCAAGGGAAUCCAGUCCAGGAAGUUGUAGUCGAUUCGCCAAAGAGUAAACCGAAGCCAUCCAUUGAUGAUGUAUUGGCAUCUGCUCUAGCUCAGUUCGCAUUAUCAUCAUCUUUAUCAGGUGAUAUGUCUGAAAGUGAAUUACAUCCUUUAAGCUGUUCCCAAGAAACUGAUAACACACAAUGCACACCAAAUUCUUCUUUAGCCAAUGGCGGGAACUCGAGCCCUUCCAGGCAUGACCAUACUUCCAAAAUUGACGAGGGAGAUGGCGACGACGUUCCCAACAAUCCAGAAUGUAAGCAUCAGAGGAACGAUGGCGAUGUUGGAGUUGCUUCAGCUAAACAAAGCAUGAACCAAAUGGAGGAACUUGAAUAUGUGCAAGUUAUUAAUGAAACAGGUGAAGAUUACAUUCCAGAGAGGAGUAACAUUAAUGAAAACGAACCUGAUAGUAUUGAUGUCAAUGUCGAUGCCAUUGUUGAUGCUGAUCCCAUGGAGGUUACAAAAGAAGUUCGUAACAUAGACAUUGUCCACGAUGUUCUCGGAUUUUCCCGUGACACAUCUGUUGUGAAUUUUGAGAUCCCAAUCCUGGAUGUAAGCUUCACCACCAUUGGAGAUUCGACUUCCAACGAUAGCCUCAAAGAGCUUCUCGGUGACAUGGCGGAAUCAAGCUAUGGAGGAGCAUCUCGUCCCAAGGAAAGUGAUGAGGGUACUUCUGUUGGCGAGCAAUAUGACCUCAUUUUGGUUGAGGAAGAGGUCCAGGAGAAUGCUGCCACAAGAAGUUGCCCCAUAUCGGUUGAUAUGAACUACUAUACCAUUAUGAGCGAGCCGCUGGUUACUGAUGGCGAAGAUUUGCAGGAUUACUGCAACAAUAAUACAGCCAUCUCGAGUCUUAUGACUAAUUUCUGAUAUAGUUCUUAUGGUGAAUGUGGAUAUGUAUUUGUAUAUAAAUCUUUUUUAGGCAACAGAUAAUCUUAGUUUAUUUUGGU